UAUUAACCCAACAAGUAGUCUUAGUAGUAGGCCUGCUGUAAUGUAUGCUAGUCAGUGCAAUAUACAAAAGGUUGUUCUUACUGUUUACCAGCAGAGGGGGCAAUGAACCCAGGUUUGGAAUACAUUUCAAUGGAGUUGAGACAAUGCAAGGCAUCAACACACCUUAUAGGCUACCAGAUGGGUGGGUGAACUCAAUAAAACAUUGUAUUAUUGACUCAUAUUGUCCUAACCAUUUAAACUAAGCUAUAGACCUACUUUAAAUCAACCCAGGAUUAAAAACAAAGCGUUUUGUUGUAAUGAAAGCAUCAUAAUCCCCAUUAGACUCAUGACCCUAUUGAGUCUAGCUUUUCAAAACAACAUCCUAAUGUUCACUUUCUGAAGAACAGGUGGUUACAUAAAUAGGCUAGUUAAGUGGUUAGCUAGCUAAUUAAAUGGGGAAAAUGGAUUCCAUAAGUCACUAUACAGUCUCCAUCAGGAUGAGGCAUACACUCACUAAUAGUUGAGUUAAUAAUAAUAUUUAAAAAAUCAAUCAAAUGUCCUAAUCCUUUAAUCCCAUAGGGAUAGCCUACAUUUCGACUGUAGGUUAUUUAAAAGCAUAAUUGACUAACCUAGGCCUAUUUGAGAGCAUAAUGUGCUGUAGCACAUCAUGUGUGACAAUGUGUGACAUGUCUAAAGACAGAAAGAUUACAGACUCGUCAAACAAUGAGUUUUUAAUAAUACUGUCUCAUUAUCCAGACACCUUUGCUCAUCCUCAUUCUGUCUCUACAUUGUUUAAACGUAGUAGCAAUAGCAUAUUAUUGCAUGCUCGACUAUCAUUUUAUGAUGCCCUCGUGAGAAGCACAGCCGGUGAUGUGAUGUGCUGUCCGAAAAGUACAGACGAAUCUGAGUAGGCGUUACCUUGGGAAAUCUGAGUUCCUCACUUCGCGGCUCAAGGGCAUUCAAAACGGUUCGGACGCGUUUUUCGGAGAGAGGUUACAGAAGAUGUUCAAAACGUUCAAUCUCUCACGGGCGCUUCUUGUGAUAAACCGGCGCGCUUAUGAAGUUGUUACAGCCUACUUGGACUAAAUCAACAGCUGUGUGCACAACGACUGCUUCUGGACGGAGCACAUGAAAUCAUUUAUUUUGAGUACAUUUAUUGGAAAGUGCUAUAAAAUAUAAAUUGGUCAACUCAGAACCGUAAAAAAGAAGCCUAAUAAGGAGUUGGGUUAACAACUGGUAGGAUAGACUACGCGCGUUUUUUUUUUUCAUCCAACACGGGAUGCACCUUGCAUUAAUACUUUUUUAUAUUUCUUUCAACUAAUUAUAAUGCUUUUGAAAUAAGGUGUUUCGGAUGGUCUGGAAUUGUCUAAAGAGUAUUUGACAAGGUCUUACUUUGCGUAGCUCUACCAGUGGAUGGAAAUUCCUAAAUGUAUUGAAUUAGACUGGAGGACGCAAUGCUAUAAAUAAAGGAGUUUCACAUCUGGUGAAGUCAACCCUAGGACAGGAGACUCAGGAUGAGAAGAUGGCCACCCUGCUGCUACCACCGGGUCCUGACAGCUUGCACCGGUUCUCCCGGGAGUCUCUGGCUGCCGUGGAGCAGCGGAUCGCAGAGGAAGAGGCCCGGCGCACCAAGCACUACCAGGAGGACCUGGGAGACGUGGAGCUGCCCCGGCCCCGGGCCGACCUGGAGGCUGGCAAACAGCUGCCGCGCAUCUUCGGCGACAUCCCCGCCGGCCUGGUGGGCGUCCCACUGGAGGACUUUGACCCGUUCUACUUCAAGAACCACAGAACAUUUAUAGUACUGAACAAAGGGAAGGCCAUCUUCCGAUUUAGUGCCACAUCUGCACUCUAUAUUUUUAGCCCCUUUCAUCCUGUUAGAAGAGCAUCAAUAAAGGUUUUAGUACACUCGUUAUUCAGUCUGUUCAUAAUGUGCACUAUUUUGACCAACUGUUGCUUCAUGGCCAUGUCGGAACCAGCGUAUUGGGCCAAGUAUGUCGAGUACACUUUCACUGGCAUUUACACGUUUGAGUCGUUGAUAAAGAUUCUGGCGAGGGGAUUCUGUGUGGGGCCAUUUACCUUCCUGCGGGACCCGUGGAACUGGCUGGAUUUCAGUGUGAUUGUCAUGGCAUAUGUUACUGAGUUUGUGGACCUGGGCAAUGUCUCAGCCUUACGGACGUUCAGAGUCCUACGAGCACUGAAAACUAUCUCAGUCAUCCCAGGCCUGAAGACCAUCGUGGGCGCGCUGAUCCAGUCGGUGAAGAAGCUAGCAGACGUGAUGAUCCUGACCGUGUUCUGCCUCAGUGUGUUUGCCCUCAUUGGCCUGCAGCUCUUCAUGGGUAACCUGCGGCAGAAGUGCGUCCGCAGCACGGCGCACUGCAUCAACAGCACCCUCAACACCAACACCACCUUCUUCUGCAACAACCGGACGUGGCCCUCGCUCAAAGACUUCAUCGCAGACGAAGACAACUACUACAAAGUGGAGGGAGCUAAGGAUGCCUUAAUAUGCGGGGACGGGAGUGAUGCUGGGCAUUGCCCAGAUGGGUUUCAAUGUUUGAAGGCAGGAAGGAACCCUAACUAUGGUUACACCAGCUUCGACAGCUUCGGCUGGGCAUUCCUGUCCCUCUUCCGGCUCAUGACACAAGACUACUGGGAAAACCUCUAUCACCAGACUCUGCGGUCAGCAGGGAAGACCUACAUGGUGUUCUUUGUGGUGGUCAUCUUCCUGGGUUCCUUCUACCUGGUCAACCUGAUCCUAGCUGUUGUGGCCAUGGCCUACGAGGAACAGAACCAGGCCACCAUCCAGGAGGCCUGGCAGAAAGAGAAAGAGUUCCAGCUGGCCAUGGAGCGCCUGAAGAGGGAAGCGCAGAAAGCUCAGGAUACAGAAUCAUUGAUGUCCCCGGGCCUGGCUCUCCCUGAUGACAAGGAACUGCAGAGCAGGAGGAGAAGUCUGGAGGGGCUGGUGGAGGAGGUAGAGAACGGGGGAGACGUGGAGAAGGGAUACGUGAAGAUGUUGAAGGUGGAUACAGUGGAUGGGGGCAGGCCGACACAUCCACUCCUCGUCCGCACCAUCUCCACACGCACCAGACGAGGCAGCAACGUCAGCAUCUUCAGCUUCCGUCCCCGGAACAAAGACUCGGAGGGCGACUUCGCCGAUGACGAGUUCAGCAUCCAUGGGGACAAUGAGGGAACACACAGUCGUGCUGGGUCCCUGGUGAUCCCAUGGAGCACCAGACGCAGGCCCAGUACCUACAGCACCGGCAGCCGGGGUUCCCAGGUCUUCCUCAACGUCAAUGGGAAGCUGUUUGUGGCCAUGGACCAGAAUGGGGUCGCCCCGCAGGGACUCCCAGCCUGCACCAUGGAGAAGGUCAAGGAGGAGAGUGGGCCUAACUCCAGCACUGAGCUGAGCACCAUGCUGCUGCCUCGCCCGGUGUCCAGAGAAGAGCUUGUGCGGCGGGGCCGAGCUCUGAGCGGGGCCAGCUACCUCACAGACGCCUUGGAGGAACUGGAGGAGUCGCAUCAGAAAUGUCACCCCUGCUGGUAUGAGUUUGCCCACAAGUACCUGAUCUGGGAAAGCAGUCCACGCUGGCUGCGGUUGAAGGCGCUGGUCAAGGUGAUGGUGAUGGAUCCCUUCCUGGACCUAGCCAUUACCAUCUGCAUCGUGCUCAACACCCUGUUCAUGGCCAUGGAGCACUACCCCAUGACUGACGAGUUCAAUGGUAUGCUGUCCAUAGGCAAUCUGGUAUUCUCCGGGAUCUUCACAGCUGAGAUGGUCUUAAAGAUCAUCGCUCUGGACCCCUACUACUAUUUCCAGCAAGGUUGGAACAUCUUUGACAGCAUCAUCGUGUGCCUCAGCCUCAUGGAGCUGGGCCUGUCCGACGUGGAAGGACUGUCUGUUCUCCGAUCCUUCAGACUGCUGAGGGUGUUCAAGUUGGCCAAGUCAUGGCCCACCCUCAACACGCUCAUCAAGAUCAUCGGCAACUCAGUGGGCGCCCUGGGAAACCUGACCCUGGUGCUAGCCAUCAUAGUCUUCAUCUUUGCCGUGGUGGGCAUGCAGCUGUUCGGCAAGAACUACCAGGACUGCGUGUGUAAGAUCUCCAAGGACUGUACGCUGCCGCGCUGGCACAUGAAGGACUUCUUCCACUCGUUCCUCAUUGUGUUCCGGGUGCUGUGCGGCGAGUGGAUCGAGACCAUGUGGGACUGUAUGGAGGUGGCAGGGCAGCCUCUCUGCCUACUGGUCUUCAUGCAGGUCAUGGUGAUCGGGAACCUGGUGGUGCUCAACCUUUUCCUAGCCUUGCUGCUGAGCUCGUUCAGCUCGGACAACCUCUCGGCACCCGACGAUGACGGCGAGAUGAACAACCUGCAGAUUGCCAUUGGCCGCAUCAAAAGCGGCAUGGGCUGGCUCCGAAGCCAGAUCUGCGACUUCUUCAACGGCAACUUCAAGCGGCGGCAGCAGAAGAGCAAAGAAGCCGAGGCAAUGCUGAAGCUCAAGAGGCUGAGCCACGGCGCUCCGCUUGGCGAGGUGGGCAACGGGACAGCGGUGGCGGUGGGGGGAGGGUUCGGGCACCACGGGGAGAAGAUUAUGGUCCCGGAGGUGGACGACAGCUACAUGACCAACCCCAACCUGACCAUCAGUGUGCCCAUCGCUCCUGGCGAGUCGGACGUGGAGUUCCCCGAGGAUGAGGAUGAGGAGGAAGAGGGGGAGAGCGAGAGCUCAGAGGAGGAGGAAGAGAGCAAGCAGGUGAAGGAUGACAUCAGCCUAUCCGAGGGCAGCACGGUGGAUCUGAGGAAGCCAGGGGAGGAAGAGGAUGAGUAUUCAGAGAUGGCUGAAGAGACCAUGGAUCCUGACAACUGCUUCCCUGAUGUGUGCGUACGUCAUUUCCAGUGCUGUGAUAUCCAAACCACGGAGGGCCUGGGCCAGGCAUGGUGGCGGUUGAGGAAGACCUGCUUUCAGAUCGUGGAGCACAGCUGGUUCGAGUCGUUCAUCAUCUUCAUGAUCCUGUUGAGCAGCGGCGCUCUGGCCUUUGAGGACAUCUACAUCGAACAGAGAAAAGUGAUCAAAGUGGUGCUGGAGUACGCCGACAAGAUCUUCACCUACAUUUUCAUCCUGGAGAUGCUCCUUAAGUGGAUCGCCUACGGAUUCAAGAAGUACUUCACUAACUACUGGUGCUGGCUGGAUUUCCUGAUUGUGGAUGUGUCUUUGGUGAGUCUAGUAGCUAACACGCUGGGCUACUCGGACUUCGCUGCCAUCAAAUCACUUAGAACCCUCAGAGCUCUGAGGCCACUAAGAGCACUGUCCCGAUUUGAAGGCAUGCGGGUUGUGGUGAACGCCCUGAUCGGCGCCAUCCCGUCCAUCAUGAAUGUCCUGCUGGUGUGCCUAAUCUUCUGGCUCAUCUUUAGCAUCAUGGGGGUCAACCUGUUCGCCGGCAAGUACGGCCGCUGCGUCAACCGGACGGGCUACAUCCACAACGUGUCUGUGGUCAACAACAAGACCGACUGCCUGGCCAUGAACGACACGCAGUUCUACUGGACCAAAGUCAAGGUCAACUUCGACAACGUGGGCGCUGGUUACCUUGCACUCCUACAAGUUGCUACAUUCAAAGGCUGGAUGGACAUCAUGUAUGCAGCAGUGGAUUCUCGUGCUGUGGAGGAACAGCCUAUCAGAGAGGUCAACAUGUACAUGUACCUCUACUUCGUCAUCUUCAUAAUCUUUGGCUCCUUCUUCACCCUCAACCUCUUCAUCGGGGUCAUCAUCGACAACUUCAACCAGCAGAAACGAAAGUUAGGUGGGCAAGACAUCUUCAUGACAGAGGAACAGAAAAAGUAUUACAACGCCAUGAAGAAGCUAGGGUCUAAAAAGCCUCAGAAACCGAUUCCAAGGCCAGUGAACCAAGUGCAGGGCUUCUUCUUUGACCUGGUGGGCAAGCAGGCGUUCGACAUCAUCAUCAUGGUCCUCAUCCUGCUCAACAUGAUUACCAUGAUGGUGGAGACGGACGAGCAGCCGGCCCAUAUGGAGUACAUCCUCAACAAAAUCAACCUGGCCUUCAUCAUCAUCUUCUCCUGCGAGUGCCUCAUCAAGAUCGUGGCGCUGCGCUGCUACUUCUUUACCAUUGGCUGGAACAUCUUCGACUUUGUGGUGGUCAUCCUCUCCAUCGUUGGUAUCGUUCUCGCUGACAUCAUAGAAAAGUACUUUGUGUCGCCCACUCUGUUCCGAGUCAUCCGAUUAGCCAGGAUCGGACGAGUACUGCGACUCAUCCGCGGAGCCAAAGGAAUAAGGACCUUACUCUUUGCCUUAAUGAUGUCCCUUCCUGCCCUGUUCAACAUCGGCCUCCUGCUCUUCCUUGUAAUGUUCAUCUACGCCAUCUUUGGCAUGGCCAACUUUGCCUACGUCAAGAAGCAGGCAGGCAUCGACGACAUGUUCAACUUCGAGACAUUCGGCAACAGUAUGAUCUGUCUGUUCCAGAUCACCACGUCGGCAGGCUGGGACGGCCUGCUCAGCCCCAUCCUCAACAACUCUCCGGAAGAGUGCAACCCCAACCUCAUCCACACAGGCACAAACGCCCGGGGAAACUGUGGCAACCCCUCGGUGGGCAUCACCUUCUUCGUCACCUACAUCAUCAUCUCCUUCCUCAUAGUGGUAAACAUGUACAUCGCCAUCAUCCUGGAGAACUUCAGCGUGGCCACCGAGGAGAGCACGGAGCCGCUGAGUGAGGAUGACUUUGAGAUGUUCUACGAGGUGUGGGAGAAGUUUGACCCAGAAGCCACGCAGUUUAUCGAGUAUGCCAAGCUGUCAGACUUUGCAGACACGCUGUCGGAGCCGCUGCGCAUCGGCAAGCCCAACAAGAUCAAGCUGAUCUCCAUGGACCUGCCCAUGGUGAGCGGUGAUAAGAUCCACUGCCUGGACAUUCUGUUCGCCUUCACCAAGCGCGUGCUGGGCGAGUCGGGCGAGAUGGAUGCUCUCAAACAGCAGAUGGAGGAGAAGUUCAUGAUGGCCAAUCCGUCCAAGAUCUCCUACGAGCCCAUCACCACCACGCUGAGGCGCAAGCAGGAGGAUGUGUCAGCCGCUGUCAUCCAGAGGUGCUACCGCAGGCACCUGGUGCGGAGGCAAAUGAAGCAAGCCUCCUUCCUGUACAGAUCAAUGCAGAUCAAUCUGACGCAGAGCCCCACGGGCGACGGGGGCACCGCUCCAGAGAAAGAGGGCCUCAUAGCCUCCAUGAUCAAGGAGAACUACGGGGGGCCUGAGAUGGAGCUGAUGGAGACCCUGUCCUCCACCUCCUCUCCGCCGUCUUACGACAGUGUCACACGGGCGACUAGUGAACUUUUCCAAGUUCUGAUUUCCGAACAGUCAAGGAACACUGACCUGAGGGAACAUUGCCCCGCCCCCGACAGAGAACCAGACAGAGACUGCGAGACAUUUCUGUAACGGCAACUAGGAAAUGCUUUUUUUCCUCUUUUUCUGUUUACCGAAUGUAACAUAGCUCAAAUGACACUGGUUUAGUACUUGUGGUUGUCCAGAGAAACUGCAGGGGUUUUCAUAGAGAAAAGGCUAACUAUUUAUUUAUUUUUGGAGAACAUCCUUUGAGGGAGUACACAAAGGUGGCGUGUGUAAAUCCUAGAUGUCCUUUGACCCUGCUCAUGUCAACUUUGCUUCACAGUUAAUAUGCAUGAAUGACCUCUGCAGGGUCACGACAAUUAUAUCACUGAUGUAAAAAUAAUUUAUUAGACUGAAGGAAAUACAGUUUAUCAAUAUUUACAAAGUAUGAGUUCAUUAAAGGUCUUACUAUUAUUGGUGUGAUUACUUAUAAUAAAUAGUUUUCAAAUUGUGAGAUGUGAGAAAGAAAAAAACAAAGGGAUAAAGCAUUUCGUAGUAAAGUAUAACAUGGUUGAUGUUACCAGUCUUUCAUAGCAGUACAAUUAUUACUAUUUUUUAUAUUUUUAGAGUAAGAAAAAAAACAUGGCCUCUUCUGAAUUGCAGUACUACCACAUUGUUACAAGAUGAAAGGGCAGGUAAUUACUUUUCACAUUAAAAGAACAUUGUAUUUUAACAGUUUUUAGCAUUUUUGCAUUUGCUUUUACACGUAAAGAAGUCCCGGGAUAUCCGGAGGCCCUGCAUUUUAGUUAUUUUUCUUUCAUAACGAUCUGGUCCUAGUUACACAAAGCUAAGAAGCAGUGCAGUAACCAUGAUCUGUAUGUGACAAUCAAACCUACAUCUAUCUCAUGGUUACGAUUGACAGAUUUUUCUUUCUCCAUAACUUCUUUAGGAUUAAAACUGCCCCAAUGGCUGCAUAUUUUAUAUGAGCAUCAGAGAUCAUAUUCACUAUUAGUCGGACGGAUAAUCGUCCUAUUUAUGUUUUAUUUAAAGUGUGUUUUGCAUGUUUUGACUGCAUCAUAUAGAUGCGCUCAAGACUGAAAAACAAUUAUUUAUCAAUUUUGCACAAACUGUGUUUAGCAAUAAUUUACUACUUUUUAAGAUAAAAGUGUCAAAGUUUGUAUAGCAUUUCUUUUGCUUGAACUCUACAGACCUUUCAGCUUCUCUUGGUUACCCAUAGCUUAGGCCUACUCUCAACUAUAUAACUGACACUGGUUUCUAUUUUACUCAAAUAAUAAUAAGGACACCGCUCAACUUUAAUAGGAAAUAUAUUUUCAGGUUAUGGUUGCAGGUGUGUUGAAGGGCUGUUUUCUGUAGCAAUAGAUCCAGUGUGUGCCUGGUAUAUACCCCUGUCCUGUUUCUAAAUGGACCUCUACUCACAUCGUUCCCCCAUUAGAUUCCAUGGGUGUGACUGGGAUCGCACUGCUAUUUACCAGUGUCUACGGGGACUUUUCUAAAGACAUUUCUGAUUGCAUGCUUUGUAUUGGGAACAUUGGGGAAGAUGUUUAAAAUCCUAUUCGUUUUUGGGUGGGACAUUUUUACACAAAAAUGUCAUGGUGAAAAGUCAACUCUGCACAUCUCUGUCAUAAAUGUACUGUUUUCAUCAUAACGAGAGCUGCUUAAUCAUAAAAACAACCAAGACAUGCACAGAAAAUGCUUAUUUUUCAUUCUUAUAAACUGUCAGAAAUGCAAUAGCCUACAACAGGUAUCUUCUCAGCAGUCAGUAUAUAAUUGUUUUGUUGUUAUAAUGAUUAUUCUCAGAGCAUUUCUCACUGCUCAACCACAAUGCAGUGCCUCAGUAAAGCCCCCAUUGCAGUAAAUAUUAUUAAUCUAGUGUACAGAUUUCAGUUUCCAUUUAACCCAUCUGAACAGUUCCCUAGAUGUGCCAUAGGCCUAUUUGAAGUCCCCAUCUUGUGACUGUUACAUUUGUAUAGCACCUCACAAUCAUCACACAAAACACAGCCGGCAUUGCUAUGAUCUUCUUUAACCACUUCGACAAAUCUUUCCCAAACAUUACUUUUCUGGCCCUCCUUUCUCUUUAUAUUCAACUGUCCAUUUCACAGCUUUUCUCUUAUUGAAUUAAACUCCGACAUUGUCCUUUUGCCUCUAUGGAUCAACGUUUUCUGCCAGUUCCCAAAGCAUUUGGCGAUUGGCGUGUAGGCUAUUUGGCACACGUACAGUUAGGCCCUAAAUCUUAUAGGCUUACGCACUAAUGCCAGAUAGUCUGAAAUAAUGAAAGAAAACCUUGAUGUUGCCUAUAGAUAUCAAUUGUAGAAGAAUGAUACAUUUAUGGAUUUUUUAUAAGGUAUUGUUUUCUCUUUAUUCAACCCGCCCGCCACUCAAAAUAUCAAUUAGUUUAGAAAAUAUCAGAAUUGGGCUACCUGUCUAAACGCAGCCUAUUUGGUUAUACAAGGAAGAUUGGCUACUGAAACGGAAACCCCACCAGUGCUGCAAUGCAGAUGUCCCACCAACCCUCAAAAGAGAUGAUGUAAUUUGGAAUCAGUUGGGUUAAUUCUGGCAUCAGUAAUUUGGUAAUAAAUUUUUUUCCAACACAGAUUGAAAGGGACCUACUUAGGCUACCUAAGAUGAUCAAAUCCUAAGGUAGGGCCAACAAUACAGAAAAUGCAGAAAAAAACAUUACAUUAAAGUCUGGUCAUGCAUGGAUGUUAAAAACAGUAGAGGAAAUGUCUAAGCCUAUUUUCAUUGUGCUGUGCAUAUUGCUAUGUGCAACAAGAAGGAGACAGUCAAAAUGGAUCCUAAACCUGUCUUCGGGCUCAAUUCAAUCAAGCUUAAAACACAGUAUUCAUACUGUAGUCAGAAACAUCAUAGAACGGUUAUCAUGUAAUGUAGGCUAAUGCCAGAGGAUGACUCUGAGGUUCUCUGAGGAUAAUAAGAAUGCACAUCUGUAAUUACUGUCAAAAUAAAAACCUUCACACGUCAUUGCUUAUGGUUU
Messenger RNA from Coregonus clupeaformis (lake whitefish), 10298 nucleotides. It is a transcript of the gene scn5lab, whose product is annotated as sodium channel, voltage gated, type V-like, alpha b. Gene Ontology annotation, cellular component: voltage-gated sodium channel complex; axon; plasma membrane. The transcript has 28 exons. Gene Ontology annotation, biological process: neuronal action potential; membrane depolarization during action potential; sodium ion transmembrane transport. The record is from RefSeq and is a predicted model, not a curated record. Bases 1502 to 7399 code for a protein of 1965 amino acids. Gene Ontology annotation, molecular function: voltage-gated sodium channel activity; protein binding. NCBI's taxonomy places the organism in Eukaryota, Metazoa, Chordata, Actinopteri, Salmoniformes, Salmonidae.